Molecule: messenger RNA, 896 nt
Organism: Rhinolophus ferrumequinum (greater horseshoe bat)
Lineage: Eukaryota; Metazoa; Chordata; Mammalia; Chiroptera; Rhinolophidae
Gene: MOSMO
Product: modulator of smoothened
Exons: 3
Coding region: 23-526 (167 amino acids)
Biological process (GO): negative regulation of smoothened signaling pathway
Cellular component (GO): Golgi apparatus; ciliary membrane
Source: RefSeq, a predicted model, not a curated record
GUGGGGGGAGCGGGGCGGGGAGAUGGAUAAACUGACCAUCAUCUCAGGAUGUCUCUUUCUCGCCGCCGAUAUCUUCGCCAUCGCCAGCAUCGCCAACCCCGACUGGAUCAACACCGGGGAGUCCGCGGGAGCACUCACUGUGGGCCUUGUGCGACAGUGUCAGACAAUCCACGGACGAGACCGGACGUGCAUCCCACCUCGGCUUCCCCCAGAGUGGGUCACCACACUGUUUUUUAUCAUCAUGGGGAUCAUUUCAUUGACUGUCACAUGUGGUUUGCUGGUGGCUUCCCACUGGCGAAGAGAAGCUACGAAAUAUGCUCGAUGGAUAGCAUUUACUGGAAUGAUCCUUUUCUGUAUGGCUGCCCUAAUAUUUCCAAUAGGAUUUUACAUCAAUGAAGUCGGAGGUCAACCUUAUAAAUUACCCAACAACACAGUAGUUGGGUCGUCAUAUGUACUUUUUGUCUUAUCCAUUUUCUUUACAAUAGUAGGACUUCUAUUUGCUGGCAAAGUUUGUUUACCAGGCUGAUGAAUGUCUAAAUUGCUUGACUUUUUUAUUAUUUUUUAUUUUGUUUCUAUUUUUAUUUUUGGAGGGCAGGGAGGACAAAGGCAAGGCAUCUGAGUAUUCCUCUCCUAGGAAGACGCUCAGAUGAAACUGAUGCUGAAAAGAAACAAAAAUGCUUUGGUUUGUUCUCACUAUGCACUUUGGAUUAAAAAAAUAAUGAGAGCCUUUUUCAUAACCAAAUACAGACAAUUUGACUAAAUCUCCUGAGCAUAUUCAGGCAGUCAGGUCUGCACUGUGAUAGCACCUAGUGAAGGAGAAUGCUUUGUACUGAAAAGCAUGUGGCCCUUUGUGACUCUGUUGUUCCGUUUUUUAACGUCUAAUGAUUCAUUGGCGG